Molecule: messenger RNA, 2354 nt
Organism: Aricia agestis (brown argus)
Lineage: Eukaryota; Metazoa; Arthropoda; Insecta; Lepidoptera; Lycaenidae
Gene: mfrn
Product: mitoferrin
Exons: 8
Coding region: 205-1176 (323 amino acids)
Biological process (GO): iron import into the mitochondrion
Cellular component (GO): mitochondrial membrane
Molecular function (GO): ferrous iron transmembrane transporter activity
Source: RefSeq, a predicted model, not a curated record
CAAAAACGACAAUCGUGAUUCGUGAAUAGCGCGUGUACUGUUGUUCGCUCAUCGCAUGAUCGAAGAAUCGGAUUUUGGGUUUCGGAUGAUCGCAUGAAACCAGCGAGUGUGGUGAAAAUGACACUAAUAAAUUGGUGAACAAAUCUAUCAGUCGAAUUACGCGGCCGCCGUUCGAGAUCGCGAAGUGAUAUUAUAGUGAUUAUUAUGAACUUUGAGGACUAUGAAACCCUUCCGACACAGAAUUCCAUCACCCACAUGACUGCGGGCGCGAUCGCGGGGGUGAUGGAGCACUGUGUGAUGUAUCCCCUGGAUUCCGUGAAGACGCGGAUGCAGUCGUUGCGGUCGGCGCACAACAGCAGCAUCGUGGAGACAUUCCGACACAUGGUGCAGCGGGAGGGCCUGCUCAGGCCGGUGCGGGGGAUGUCGGCGGUGGUGCUGGGCGCGGGGCCGGCGCACGCCUGCUUCUUCGCCACCUACGAGCAGAGCAAGCACACCCUGUCGCAGCUCAUGCGCCAUCGGCACGACCACAUCACACACGGUUUAUCAGGGUGUCUGGCGUCGCUGGUCCACGACGCCGUCUCAAAUCCGGCUGAAGUGGUGAAGCAGCGGUUGCAGAUGAUGAACUCGCCGUACCGCGGCGUGUGGGAGUGCGCGCGGCACGUGUUCCGCACGGAGGGGCUGCGCGCCUUCUACCGCUCCUAUAGCACGCAAGUCGCCAUGAACGUGCCAUUCCAGGCGCUGCACUUCGUGACGUACGAGGCGUGCCAGUCGGCGCUGAACCCGGGGCGCGGGUACUCGCCCAAGGCGCACGCGCUGUCCGGCGCCGCGGCGGGCGCGCUGGCGGCGGCCGCCACCACGCCGCUCGACGUGUGCAAGACCGUGCUCAACACGCAGGAGGGCGGCGCCGAGGGGCUGGCGCAGGCGGCGGCGCUGGUACUGCGCGCGUCGGGUCCGCUCGGCUUCUUCCGCGGCGUGACGGCGCGCGUGCUCUACCAGAUGCCCGCCGCCGCCAUCUGCUGGCUCACCUACGAGACGCUCAAGCACGCGCUCGCCAGGGUGGAGCUGGUGGAGGAGGCGGGGUGCGGGGGCGGCGCGGGGGGCGGAGCGGGCGCGGGGGGCGGGGCUGGGGGCGCGCCGCUCGCCGCCGCGCUGCGUCUCGCCGCGGACGUGCCGUAGCCGCCGCCGCCGCCACUCCUGUACAUAGUAUUAUCGCGUCGCGCGGAUGUGUCGGAUCAUCCGUUCUAAACAAUCGUACAAAUACCCCGGCGCGGUGCUCGGCGCCGCCCGGCGGUCGUCGCUGUCGCGAAGUCGGGGUCGAGUGUGAUUCGCCACAUCUCCAGCGUUUUAUUUUUGUAGCCGGGACUCCAAAUUCUGUUAUCUGUUGUGCAUACGUCCGGAAUAUUCUUGAAAUUAUGGGCAGUGAUAUUGUUACGCGUAUCUCCGACUCCGGUAGUGUUCGGCAUCGGUUCGCGUCGCCGGAGGAAGGGGGGAUGUGAUAUGGAGGGGGGGGGGGAGCUCUAAUGUGAUGUGAUGUCGCGAAUUGUUGCUGAACUUGUGUGUGUGAGUGAUGGCGUGAAUGUGUGAAUGUGAGCCUGCGUCGGCCGAAUGUUGAAGCGUUAGUUAUAAUUACAAGCCCUCCUGUAGGCCUCUUCUAUACGAGCAGAACGUCUCGGGCGCCACCUAGUUUAACUGUCGCUUCAACGUGCGGCCGCGCGUGCGUUUCAUCCUAGCGAUGUAAAACUCGGGCCGCGGCGGCGACCACAAUUGGCUAGCACAAAAUCUUGUUGUAAAAUUAAAUGAUAUUAUUAUGUAUAAUAUUUUUGUAUUUUUGUUGUAAUGUAAUAAUAUAUUCUUAUAUCGCGUGAGUCUGUGUAACAGACGAAGCGGUGCGUCCGCGUCACCGACGGUAGCUGUGCUCAAACUAGUCUGAGGUCUACGCUUAUACACAACAAUAAUGUAUAUGUAUAUCUGUAUUUAUCCGCGUCCCGGCACUCGCGUGGAGCGCCAGACGAAAAAUAUAUUUUGUUGAAUCGAUCGAAAUUAAUCUAAGACACCCGCGCCGCCGCCGCGGCCUCGCGCGCGUCCGGCGUGUUUUAUUAUUUGUUGAGAUAUUUAUGAGCUGUGUCGCGCCCCGUACGAGCGGACGGUCCUGUACAGUGAUCGCUGACCGCUCGGCCGCUGACCGAUCGGCCGCUGACCGCUCGGCCGUUGACCGCUCGGCUGUUGAUCGUUCGGCCGCUGACCGCUCGGUCUAAAUGUUAAGUGUUAAGAGUUGCAUAGGUGUGUAGGACGUCGGCGAACCGAACGAAUAUUUGAAAAAUGUAUAAAGUGAAUAUAAUAAACAGUUGGACAAU